This is a messenger RNA of Cryptomeria japonica (Japanese cedar), 456 nucleotides long. Its product is annotated as cyclin-T1-5-like. Gene Ontology annotation, cellular component: nucleus; cyclin/CDK positive transcription elongation factor complex. The transcript is spliced from 4 exons. Lineage: Eukaryota; Viridiplantae; Streptophyta; Pinopsida; Cupressales; Cupressaceae. Bases 1 to 456 code for a protein of 151 amino acids. Gene Ontology annotation, molecular function: cyclin-dependent protein serine/threonine kinase activator activity. Gene Ontology annotation, biological process: regulation of transcription by RNA polymerase II; positive regulation of DNA-templated transcription, elongation. The record is from RefSeq and is a predicted model, not a curated record.
AUGGUUGACAUGAAGAUGAUAUCUAUCGAAGAGCAUGAAAAAUAUGAGCAAGAACAUUCAGCUUUAGAAGAGAGCGAAUCUCAAUGGUAUUUUAGCAGAGAAGAAAUCGAGAAGUCAGCAUCAAGAGAGGAGAUUGAUUUGAGAAAAGCAAUCUAUUACCAGAGAUCAUACAGCACCUUUCUUCAAGACCUUGGAAUGCGGCUUGCACAUCCACAGAAGAUAAUUGCCACGGCCAUAACCCUGUGCCAUCGUUUCUUCCAUCGACAAUCUCAUAAAAAACAUGACAGAACUGUAAAUUCGACAAUAGCUAUUGCCUGUAUGAUUCUUUCUGGGAAAGCUGAAGAUAAGCAGGUUCUUGUGGAUGAAGUGCUUGGGAGGUCAUAUGAAAUAUUAAGCAGAAAGGAUCGUGAAUUUAAGAAAAAAAAUAAGCAGGUAAUGGUUUUUGUUUCAAUAUGA